Molecule: messenger RNA, 1068 nt
Organism: Aureobasidium vineae
Lineage: Eukaryota; Fungi; Ascomycota; Dothideomycetes; Dothideales; Saccotheciaceae
Source: the annotation of a GenBank genome assembly
AUGAAGGGAACAGUCAGUAUCCUUCUAGCCACGGCAGCUUUCAGUACCGCUCAGGUUAUCAACAAUGGCAAUGGAACCUACACCUGCGCUCUCCCUUCAGGUGCAUACUGUGUAUCACCCUCGCUUGAGAGCAACAUGAUCAUUCGCUGCACCAAUGGUAUUGGCUAUGCCAGCAACUGCGAUGACCGUCUCGCCGACAAGACUCCUCUGGGCUCGUCUUACUCGCCCUGCUGGCAGGCAUCGAGCCGGUCUGGCAACGCACAGUGCUCGAAGAACGGAAUAAUCUACCCAGAUGGCAACAACACAACACCAUACCCAGUCCCGAACUACCAGACAAUCAGCGCCAGUAUCUCUAGUGCUGCCACAGCUACCACUGAGGCAACCAAAUGGCCGUACAUUGCCAACUUCACCACAAGCACGACGACAUCGACAUCGACGAACACACACACUACGACUGUUUAUAUAUCAGCAGUCCCUCAAGCCGCAUAUACGAACUCGUCAUCUCCUUACUACGGCAAUGCAACUCUGGACGGGAGCGCCGCACUUGCCGCUGCUGCCACCUCGACAACAGCAUCGGUACCUUACCUUCCGUACUUCCCAGCCGUUGUCCUGCCUACUUCCACACAAUACACCACAGAUAUAGUCUAUAGCUACACGACUGUGUGUCCAGCCGGUGCGACAGUCACCGACUCUGCAGGCGCUGAAGCCGUGCUGGCAACCCCCUCAACCAUUACUUUGACCACCACUUCUCGCAGCACAAUCACGGCAACUGCAAUCGUCUCUUUGCACUCGCCCAUCUUUGCAUUCGACGCUUCCAGUACUUUAGCAAGUGGCGAGUAUGCACCUGUAGUGACUGCCAUUGCUGCUGCUCCCUAUGCCUGGAGCAAUGGGACUUGGAGUAAUGCCACUACUCUGGCUGUUGUGGGUACUGCUGCACCUGCUCCUGUAGCUUCGGCUUCGGCUUAUCGUCCAACAUGGAAUGAGACUAUGGUGCCCUACACAGGAACUGCGGGCAAGACUGGUGUUUCGUUUGCUGCCGCUCUUCUUGCCUUGAUGGCUCUGUUCUAA